GUCAUUUUUUCAAUGGCCGAAAAAUGGCAGACGAUUUGGAAGAUGAUCAGUGGUUAUACGGCGAUACUCCUGAUUUAAAUACCAACGAAGAUCCAAAUAACGCUGUAAAUGAAGAACAAGUUGAACAGCCACCACCGGGAACCGAAGAACAACUACUCGCUCCACCACCACAGGUAGAAGAUGAAGGCCCUCCAGGAGUGGAUAUCGAAGAGAAAGAAAAUGGUCAAGAACCACAGGAGCAGGAGGAUCCAGCAGAAGAUGGAGAAGUCCAACAGAAUGGAGAGGACAGUGACAAAGAUGAAGAUGAAGAUGACAGUGAUGAUGAUGUCAAUGUAGUUAUAGGAGACAUCAAAACAACUACACCAUCUAAUUACACAUCUUUGAAUAUCAAACGAGGUGGUCUCCUUACUUCUGUGGGAGAUAAGAAUAAACAGUUACAACAGCAACCUGGAAAAUUUGUUGUGGAAGAAUUUGAGCAAAUUGGGACAAUAAAUGGUGUCCCUGCCACUGAAUUCAAUGUUGAUUCUCUGGAAGACAAACCUUGGAGGAAGCCAGGUGCUGAUAUCACUGACUACUUCAACUAUGGGUUCAAUGAAGACACCUGGAGAGCAUAUUGUGAACGUCAGAAAAGGAUGAGAGUAAAUGAAUCUGGUGCUGGUCUGAUACCAAUGAAUCCCUUAGGGAUAAUGCCUCGUGGACCAGUGGUAAUAAAUGACAACAGCAAAUAUACCAACAACUUCUUAGGGACAGCCCAGAAGAUUAUUGCACCACCACUGAAAACAGAUCAGAUUGCCAGAGUCAACACCAUACAGGUGAUGACUGCUGAUAGAAGAGAGUACAGCAGGAAACCAGGAUUUCCUGAUAUGUCUGUCCCCCCACCAGGUGGAUUUGAGGCUUUCCAGCCUGAAUAUGGCUUCAAUCCUGAACCAGAACCUUUCUAUGGAGGUGGUUAUGAACCUACACAAGAUUCUCAAUGGGGUACAGAGCCGCCGCCGGGCUGGGCGCCCUCCGACCUGAAGCAGCUGACCGGCCCGCCGCCAAUGGCCCCGCCGCCCAUGGCGAUGGGCCCGCCGCCUGUGGGCGGGCCGAUGCGGUCUCCGCCCGGCAGACGCGAGUCGUCGCCGCCGCGCGACCGUGACCGCGACAAGGAGAGGGGGGAGCGCGAGUCGCGCGGCCGAUCGGAGAAGCCGCGCGACAGAGACAGAGAACGGGAAAGGUCGCACAGAAGAGAGAGAUCGAGGAGUAGGUCUAGAAGACACCGGUCCAAGUCGCGCAGCCCUAGUCACAGGUCGCACAAGAAGAAGAAGUCGUCUAGGAGGCACGAGGAUAGCGAUUAGAGGAGUUUGAUUAGGUUACUUUGUGUAGGUCUGUUCGAUUGUGUUGCUGGACCUGUCAAAGUUGAUUGUUUUCUAUAGUUAUCUCUUUUCGUCGCACAACGUAAACAGAGCUAGCUAUAGAAAACAAAAAGUUUGCUGGUUGGGCAAACACAAACGAACAGGGCUUAAGAAACAUUAAGAGCUAAACAAGAAUUGCGUUCUGUGUCCAGUGGAUUUCCUUUUGAAUUGAAUAUUUCGAAGUGUAAGUUGAUGUAACUUACUUAUGGAGAAACUUGAUUAUAAUAUUCUGAAUAC
Molecule: messenger RNA, 1631 nt
Organism: Phaedon cochleariae (mustard beetle)
Lineage: Eukaryota; Metazoa; Arthropoda; Insecta; Coleoptera; Chrysomelidae
Source: the annotation of a GenBank genome assembly